UUAGAAGUGGGGCACUUGCUCAAAACGAUGUCGUUUGCCCAGACAAUUUCUUGAGCCGGUGCUCGCUCUGUGUGAAAUAUCUGAGUCCAGGCGUCCUCUCCGGCCACUCUCUCAGAUGGAGACGGCGUCACUGAGUCAUGUUGUCUUCGCAGGUAAUCAUAGACAAACAAAUCGAAACCCCCAAUUAUUCCCAAUCCACAAGCAUGUAAGAACAAGAAGGAUUCAUCUCCAGUGCGGUCGUUUUGGACUUGGUGCUCUUAAUUUCUCCAAACAAUCCAAUUUUUUUCGAGAUUUUCAGGGAUAUGCAAGACCGUUGCGUCUCUUACCAGUCUCAGAAGCAAAAUUCUGCAGAGAAGUCAUAGAAGAGAAUAUUCCACACACAUCAUUUAGUGGGGCUGAAUUUCGGUGGUCAUACAAGGUUGAGCUACAGACAAGUAGUAUGUAUGGCUCCGGUUUGAGCAACUUAAACGCUGGAAUAAUCUUAUGCUUUAUAGAUCAGAAUGGUGACUCAAUAUUGCAGAGGAUUCCUUCAGCUUCAGCAACUCUUUAUGCAGAACUAGAGGACGUAGUUGGUUCUGAUGCUGACAUUAUCCAUUUCCAAGGCGGUUCCAUUGAUUCAUUUACCUUUGAAGGACCUAAACUAGGUCGAGUUGAUGCUCUUUGGGUCUGUGUUGAAUCAGGUCAAUGGAGACUAGGCGGUGUCAGCUUGAUCAUCAUUAGUGCUAGUCAAGCCUUGAAGGAAGACAUUGAUGCUGGAAAGAUUCAGUAUAUUGGCUUCGAGUAUAAAUUUGAAGUUGACGAUUUAUUGCUUGGAGAGGGAAGCAACCUAUCGAUGGUGGAACUUAGACCUUGCCAUGUUUCUGAAAUAUCUGGUGAUGAUCCAUUUACCCUGCUGAGUAGAAAGACCAUUUCCCAAUUAACAUCAUUAGAUAGUUUCAGCAUUUCUAAUGAGGAAAGCAUGAAAGAGUAUGCAGAUUUAAAGUCAUCAUUGUUACUCUACGAUGCCAUGCUUAUUUCUACCGGUACAACUAUUGCAAACUUAUCUGCUGGAGACAAUGCUGCUUUUGCAUUCUUACUUGGCGGGAUUGGCGGAUUUCUUUAUUUGUUGCUGUUGCAGAGGUCCGUCGAUGGAUUGCCGGUUCCACCAUCAGAUUCUGAUAGACCAAGUGGGUCUGAUCAACAAUUUGGAGGAUUCAAGAGCCCAUUAUCAGGCAUAGCAUUGGCAGUAGGGUUCACUUUGCUAGCAGUGAGAUAUGGUUCGGGAGAUGUUUCGAUGACAUUGACGCCAAAAGAUCUCUUGGUUGGUAUGAUGGGAUUCAUAGCAUGCAAAGUGGCUGUUGUUUUGGCAGCAUUGAAGCCCCUCCCACUCGGUCCAAAGGAGAUUAAGUGAAAUACAUUGUUCCUUUGGUUCAUCUGCGUUAUUGAUAGAACGAUAGAUGAUUUGACUCUGGUUUGGGUCCCACAGUAAUAUACAACUAUAUAAAUGUAUAUAUAUGUUCGACUUACUAAAAAUACA
Messenger RNA from Tripterygium wilfordii, 1516 nucleotides. RefSeq lists its product as uncharacterized. The record is from RefSeq and is a predicted model, not a curated record. Bases 116 to 1390 code for a protein of 424 amino acids. The transcript is spliced from 3 exons. NCBI's taxonomy places the organism in Eukaryota, Viridiplantae, Streptophyta, Magnoliopsida, Celastrales, Celastraceae.